CAGCAAACUGUUGUUGCUACAUUCACUCGUCUGUUACUGUAUUUGUGUGCAUACGCGAAAGGCAACUCUGCUUUUACACAACACACAUCGUCAAAAUGGCCGAAGUCGAAGCUGUGCAAAUAAUUGCGGAAUCUUUGAAGCAACAGGGGGUGGAAUAUGUGUUCGGCAUCAUUGGAAUUCCAGUUAUUGAGCUGUCGAUGGCCUUCCAGGCGGCUGGCUUGAAGUACAUUGGCAUGCGCAAUGAGCAGGCCGCCUGUUAUGCAGCUCAAGCCAUUGGCUAUCUGACGGGGAAGCCGGGCGUCUGCCUGGUUGUCUCUGGACCUGGUCUGCUGCACGUGACGGGCGGCAUGGCCAAUGCUCAAGUCAAUUGCUGGCCGUUGAUUGUGAUUGGAGGUGCCACGAAUCAGGAUCACGAGGGUAUUGGCGGCUUCCAGGAGUGCCCUCAAGUGGAACUGUCGCGUCCCUAUUGUAAAUACGCAGCACGUCCUGCCAACGCUGCAUUGAUUCCGCUGCACGUUGAGAAGGCUGUGCGCUAUGCCACCUAUGGUCGUCCAGGUGUGGCCUAUUUGGAUUUCCCCGGCAAUAUACUGCAAUCGAAGGCGAUUGAAUCGACGAUUUACAAAUCUGUUGCACAUCCCGUCGCGCCACUCGCCUAUCCACCACAUGAUGAUGUCAUACGCGCCGCGAGGCUGCUGCGUACGGCGAAGCGUCCGCUGGUGAUCAUUGGCAAGGGCGCCGCCUAUGCUCAUGCCGAGAACACUUUGCGUCAUUUCAUUGAGAACACAAAUCUACCGUUCCUGCCCACGCCCAUGGGUAAGGGGGUGGUCUCUGACACGGCUGCUCAGUGCGUCGCCUCGGCUCGCACCCUGGCGCUCCAGAAAGCGGAUGUGAUAUUACUGCUGGGCGCUCGGCUCAAUUGGAUUUUGCACUUUGGGCGCCCGCCCCGCUACGACAAGGAUGUGAAAUUUAUACAGGUAGACAUUUGCUCCGAGGAGCUGAACAACUCAGUGGUUGCAUCGGUGGCCAUCCAGUCGGACAUUCGCCCCUUUGCCGAGCAGCUGUUCGAGCAAAUGAACGCGGUUAACUUCCGCUUUGGCUACGAGCAGGACUGGUGGAAGCAGCUGGUGGCCAAGUGCAAACAGAAUCGCGAUACAGUUGCGCAGAUGUCGCUGAAUACAACGACGCCACUGAACUACUAUUCGGUCUUCCAUCAUCUGCGCGAGCUGCUGCCACGUGAUACAAUUAUUGUUAGUGAGGGCGCCAAUACGAUGGAUAUUGGUCGUUCGAUGUUGCUCAACGAGCAGCCGCGUCAUCGCCUCGAUGCUGGCACCUUUGGCACUAUGGGAGUCGGGCCCGGCUUUGCGGUCGCCGCCGCUCUCUAUUGCCGCGACUUUGCGCCGGGCAAGCGUGUCCUCUGCGUGGAGGGCGACAGUGCCUUUGGCUUCUCGGGCAUGGAAAUCGAGACAAUGGUGCGCUACAAGCUGCCCAUUACCAUUGUGAUUGUGAACAACAAUGGCAUUUACGGCGGGUUCGACAAGGACACAUUUGAGGCAAUACGCAGUGAGGGCGACUUGGCGAAAAUCACACCGCCAUCCGCGCUGGGCGUGCAGGUGCGCUACGAGGAGAUGAUGAAAAUGUUUGGCAUGAAGGGCUAUUUCUGCACUGAGAUCGAAGAGUUGCAGGCGGCCGUAAAGGCGGCCAAUCAGCUGACGGAUAGGCCUACCAUCAUAAAUGUGGCUAUCAGUCCCUCCUCUGAUCGCAAGCCACAAUCGUUCAACUGGCUCACAGAGUCCAAACUAUAAAACAACGCACAUUGAUUAAGCCGUACAUAUGUGUGUUGUUGUUUAUGGUUUUUAUAAGCAGCAACGUUUACAACUUAGUUUAUAAGCAUAAAGUUCCGCGCAUUCCUUCAAAUUCUUAUUUUCAAAUAUGCAUUUGUCACCAUAUUUUCUUUGUAUAUACACAACAUGCAACAAUUUUUAUAAAACCAACGAUUGUAGAAUUUCAAACGCAA
Molecule: messenger RNA, 2014 nt
Organism: Drosophila arizonae
Lineage: Eukaryota; Metazoa; Arthropoda; Insecta; Diptera; Drosophilidae
Gene: Hacl
Product: 2-hydroxyacyl-CoA lyase
Biological process (GO): fatty acid alpha-oxidation
Cellular component (GO): peroxisome
Molecular function (GO): thiamine pyrophosphate binding; magnesium ion binding; catalytic activity
Source: RefSeq, a predicted model, not a curated record